Cotesia glomerata is the source of this 2287-nucleotide messenger RNA. RefSeq names its product protein phosphatase PP2A 55 kDa regulatory subunit (gene tws). Gene Ontology annotation, biological process: peptidyl-serine dephosphorylation. Lineage: Eukaryota; Metazoa; Arthropoda; Insecta; Hymenoptera; Braconidae. The record is from RefSeq and is a predicted model, not a curated record. Gene Ontology annotation, molecular function: protein phosphatase regulator activity; protein binding. Bases 768 to 2177 code for a protein of 469 amino acids. The transcript is spliced from 8 exons. Gene Ontology annotation, cellular component: protein phosphatase type 2A complex; cytosol.
UUUAAUUCUAGCUGUGCUCCAGACACAGCUGUGUGUGUAGCCAGUGUCACUGUCUCAUGCUUUUUUUUUAAUAUUUAUUGUGCAGUCGUGCUAGCUAGUGAAAAUAGCUACGUCUGGCUCUGAAAUAAUAUUCCUAUGGACAUGGACAUCCAUUUUAUUAUCCACCUAAGAUAAUAAUUACACUUUAAAACUAAAAUCUCCUCACUAAUAUUGAAUCCCAUAACGCAGUUUUUAUUUUAUUUGUUUUUUUUUUUUUUUUUAAAUAUUUAUCCGUACCACUACACCACAACUGUCAGUGAGAUCCUGAGCACCUUUUUGUACUUGUAUCUCUGUGCCGUCUUUAAUAAUGCAUUUUAAGUGGAGUGCUUUUUUUUAUUAACUGUCAUCGUUCAAUGUCACUUUUUUUCUUCAUAAAAAAAUCUCUGAAGAAAUUUUAAUAUCAAUUUUAAAUUAGUGACAUGAUUAAUACUUAAAACUUAAGAAGUUUAUUUUUAAAUGCCCAGUGAAUGAGGAGCUAGAGGAUUAUUAUCCAGAUUUGGAGACAAUAGUGAGGCUGCUAGGUUAUAAAGCCUGAACUAACUUCCACAACGCGUCACGCGGGUGUGGUAGGUCUAUGGGGGGCUCCGCCGCAUCAGCACCAGCGGACCCCCUGCUGCAGCUCGAGUCAUCACGGGGCCAACUGCUGGAGUUCCCUAGGUGUCUUAGGACGUACUGGGACGCUGUCCUCGACCUCGAGCUUACCUUCCCCGGGUUUUGGGACCAAACAAAUGAAGAGUCCCUCAGGGAUCAUGAGGCAGUCUAGCCUCACUAAGCUCGGGUCUAUGAUUAAUACUGCUGUCAAUAAGAGAGCUGGCAAUGGUGACAUUCAGUGGUGCUUUUCCCAGGUGAAGGGGACACUCGAGGACGAUGUCACUGAUGCUGAUAUAAUCUCAUGUGUGGAAUUUAAUCACGAUGGGGAUCUUCUGGCUACGGGAGAUAAGGGAGGACGAGUGGUUAUUUUCCAACGAGACCCUAUAAGUAAAAAUAGUAUACCAAGACGAGGUGAAUACAACGUGUACAGUACAUUUCAAAGUCAUGAGCCCGAGUUUGAUUAUCUAAAAUCGUUAGAGAUAGAAGAAAAAAUAAAUAAAAUAAGAUGGUUAAAACGAAAAAACCCGGCGCAUUUUUUGUUAUCGACAAAUGACAAGACAAUUAAACUAUGGAAAGUUAGCGAGCGCGACAAGAGAGUCGAGGGCUACAAUACCAAGGAGGAAAGCGGAGCAGUACGUGAUCCAGCGUGUAUCACUGCCUUGCGAGUACCAACCAUAAAGCCGAUGGAGCUGAUGGUUGAAGCCUCUCCUAGAAGAAUAUUCGCAAACGCCCACACCUACCACAUUAACAGUAUAAGUGUAAACAGCGAUCAAGAAACGUACCUAAGUGCCGACGACCUCAGAAUAAAUCUUUGGCACCUGGAAAUAACUGAUCAAAGUUUUAAUAUUGUAGACAUUAAGCCAGCGAAUAUGGAGGAGCUGACGGAGGUCAUCACCGCAGCAGAGUUCCAUCCUGUUGAGUGUAAUUUAUUGGUUUACAGCAGCAGUAAGGGUACGAUAAGGUUGUGUGACAUGAGAUCUGCAGCUCUUUGCGAUCGUCACAGCAAACUUUUCGAGGAGCCUGAAGACCCAACAAAUAGAAGCUUCUUCUCCGAAAUUAUUUCUAGUAUAAGUGAUGUCAAGUUAAGCAAUUCCGGCCGUUACAUGAUCAGUAGAGACUACCUCAGUGUCAAAGUGUGGGACUUACACAUGGAGACAAAGCCUAUUGAAUGUUAUCCUGUACACGAAUAUUUGAGAUCAAAGUUAUGUUCUCUUUAUGAAAAUGAUUGCAUUUUUGAUAAGUUCGAGUGUUGCUGGAGCGGCAAUGACUCGGCUAUAAUGACCGGCUCUUACAACAAUUUCUUCCGUGUCUUUGAUCGAACAUCUAAGCGUGACCUUACUUUAGAAGCGGCACGUGAUAUUGCCAAGCCAAAAACACUUCUAAAACCACGCAAGGUUUGUACGGGAGGUAAACGUAAAAAGGAUGAAAUAAGCGUCGAUUGUCUAGAUUUCAACAAGAAAAUUCUGCAUACUGCAUGGCAUCCUUCGGAAAAUGUAGUUGCCGUAGCAGCUACGAACAAUCUCUUCCUAUUCCAAGACAAACUCUAGCACAUUUAUGUGCAGAUUAUUCAACGCUUUAUAUUGACCUGAAUGUGAUGCACGGCGUUGAACAUUUUUAAGCCGUUAAAGAAGUGAGUGUCUAGCUGUUUGUAUAAAAA